CGUAAAUCCAAUGCAACUGAAUUAUCUAACACGAACAAAAACCGCACAAAAUCGGUCAUUUUUGCCCUACCAAAUCGAUACAACAAAAAACGGUUUAUAAGAGUCCGAUUUUCCGAAUGGCUUUCAGUAAUAUAAUUGAUAUAUAUCAGUGACCCGUGUGUUAUUUUUUCAUUAAAUUUUCGGUCAGUUUUCUGACUCAGGAGUGUUCAAACAUGUAUAAAUUCUUCGGUUGCAUUUGCCUUCUUGCUGUGGGUGGUUUUGGUAUCCCGAUGCAAGAUGAUUUGAUGUUCGAAGGAUCAGACGAUACGGCAACAGUUGAAAGUACUGUCAGGGAGACUCGAGCUGCUCCAAGUCACAUUGGAGACUUGGUAAAACCUGGUGUGAAAAAUGCUUUCCUCCACGUUUACGGCGACGCGGAAAACGACGACGGCGAUGUUCACGGUUAUUCCAAGAAGCUAAACGACAAAGGACAAGACGGCUACAAGCAUUACGACAGUUUCCAUAAAAAGGACGGGGACAAGUACGGCUACGAAAAGCAUUCGGAAUAUGGACAAGAACAUAAGGCUGGAGUGGAUAGCGAGAAUGAUAAGGGGAUUCAAGAGGCACAUGCAGAAGCUGGUGGCGAAAAAACCGAAGACGAUGGCGAAGAAACCAGGAAAUCGUAUGCGGUAUUUGAAGAUUUGAAUGAGGAUGAAAAGAAACAACCCAAAAAGAAAAUAGAAUCUGACUACGGCUAUGAAGGUGAAGCGGACAGCGGCAGUUACUAUGAAGGUUCUGAGGCUUCAGAAGGUGAUGGCGAAUCAGAAUCUACAGAAGGAGACGAUGGUGAUGGCGAAAACGAAGAAUCAGAAUCAACAGAAGAAAGCGAGGAAGGUGAUGAAGAAAGUGACUAUUAAUAUCCUUUCGUGAGACUUAUGUAAAACCAAAAUUCUUUCUGUUAACUUUUGAUCUUUUUUUAAGUCUUUUUCACUAUUUUUCUAAUUUAUUUUUAAUUUAAUUUUUCAUCUAUUUAUUAACUAUUCUUGUAUUUAAUUUCUCCUUUCCCUAUCUAUUCUCCCAAUCACUUGUUACUUUUUCACUUAUAAUUCAAUGUAUUAUUUCAAUAUAGUGAAAUGUUAUUGGCAUUUUCAUGUAAAUUUUAUUUUACUUCC
Molecule: messenger RNA, 1151 nt
Organism: Ceutorhynchus assimilis (cabbage seed weevil)
Lineage: Eukaryota; Metazoa; Arthropoda; Insecta; Coleoptera; Curculionidae
Source: the annotation of a GenBank genome assembly